This is a messenger RNA of Mesocestoides corti, 1014 nucleotides long. NCBI's taxonomy places the organism in Eukaryota, Metazoa, Platyhelminthes, Cestoda, Cyclophyllidea, Mesocestoididae. The record is from the annotation of a GenBank genome assembly.
AUGCAUUUCCGUGUAGCGUCUACAAGAAAUAAGGAAUGCGGUGUGACGCCCAACGAAACCUGUUGUCUUUCGCCUUUGUCCCUGGCGAUCUCCACGGUCCGAGGAGGUGGAAGUUGGCGGAGGCACCUGAGGCAGCUUGAACUUCUACUCCUGGCCUACAAUGAAAGUCCGCUUCGCCUGUCACGCAACACCGCGGCAAGCGAAAGUGGUUGUCGUCAUCGCGACAUGCGGAAUAACUGUCGCCACCCAGCGAGCGGCAGCGCAAUGUCUUUGAUCAGGCACCCACCGCAACGAAAUGGCCCAUUCACGCUUACAUAUGAAGAUGGUAAUCGAUCAAACAGACGCUGUCGCCAAAAGGACUCAACACAAGUCUCCUCCCACCCUUUCACGCCGACAGCCAAGGACUGCAGUCGAUUCCAAUUUUCCGCCCUGUCCAGUUUUUCCUCACCUAUCUCUCCUUCCUUGUGGGAUGGGGAGUGUCCGGCGGUCUACAAGGGUGGCGCGUGUUUGUGUCCGGUAGCGGCCAAACACCCGAAGAAGCAGGAGAAGCAGCGGCAUCGCCAGCAACAGCUUCUGUUUCUGCUGCAGCCACGCGAGGAGACCAUAAAAUUUUGUCUGAAAAAAAUAGGUACAGCGAGGCAGAUAUUUUUGGAGAAAUUUUGCCUACUCUCUCUCUCUCUCUCUCGCUCCGUCUGCUUCUUCUGGUUUAUGAACGCAGUCGCCUCGCGUGCAACACACGGAGAGGUGUCCGAUGGUGGUCUGGGCGUUGAUUUGAGGCUCUGUCCGGCCAAGGGCAAAUUCAAGCAGCCACGCGAUGUGACAAUAAAGCAUGUCUUCCCGUCUGAAAAUCAAACUCUUUCCACUGUCCUCGAGUUAAUUCGCAGGUCUCCACUCUCUCUGGAGGAAGCCAACGUUUCAGUGGAUGUGGCCUCAUUCCCGGACCCUGAGGUCCUCUUUGUGAACAGUGGUCUCCACUUGAACGAAAAGUUCCCCCAAAACCGACCAAACACCUGA